UAUGUCAGUUUGAGGCUCUAAAUGUCGGUUUGAUCAUUUUUCGAUUAAUUGCCCAGCUCUAUAGAACACACAAUGACAUUUUGUCAAAAUGUACAGAAAAUACAUGAAUGAAUAAUUACUUGGUAUGUGUAUUUGCUUCUUCUUUUACAGAUAACUGUAUAGAGUGCAUUGGUGAGAACUACAGAGGACAAGUGUCUACAACAGAGAAUGGCUACACUUGCCAACGCUGGGAUUCCCAGACACCCCAUAAGCAUGACUUCAAACCCAGUGUUCAUCCAGAAAAUAAUCUAGUGGAGAACUACUGCAGAAACCCAGACAGUGGCCCCCGGCCCUGGUGUUACACCACCAACCCCAACAAACGAUGGGAAUUCUGCUCUAUACCACGAUGCUCAACUAUACCUCCACCCAUUCGCCCAGAGCUCACCUGUGUAACAGAUAAAGGUAAAGCGUACCGAGGCACAAUAGCUGUGACAGUGUCUGGAAAAACAUGCCAGAGAUGGUCCACUCAGACACCACACCGACACGAUCGUACACCAGAAAACUACCAAUGCGAAGGCCUAGAAAACAACUACUGUCGUAAUCCAGACAAUUCUGAGAAGCCCUGGUGUUACACCACUGACCCUGACUCUCGAUGGGAGUACUGCAAUAUACCAAGCUGUUGACCUAGACCAGUGACCUAAGGAGGAAUCUGUGCAAAAUGGCAGCAUGGCUCUCUGAUGGCACCUACUUUUCAGAAGUCUGACUUUUCUGGCCUGACAUUUCUGUUUCAAAUAUCCUUUUCUAAUUGAUCUUAUGUUAUAUUCUAAUUUUCUGAGACACUGAAUUUUGGGCUUUCAUUAUCUGUAAGCCAUAAUCCUCAAUAUCUCAAGAAAUAAAGGCUUGAAAUAUUCACUCAUUCACUAAUGAGUCUAUAUAUAAAUGGGUCUGACUUUCUGAAAUGA
Molecule: messenger RNA, 941 nt
Organism: Cheilinus undulatus (humphead wrasse)
Lineage: Eukaryota; Metazoa; Chordata; Actinopteri; Labriformes; Labridae
Product: plasminogen-like
Exons: 5
Coding region: 108-662 (184 amino acids)
Biological process (GO): proteolysis
Cellular component (GO): extrinsic component of plasma membrane
Molecular function (GO): signaling receptor binding; endopeptidase activity
Source: RefSeq, a predicted model, not a curated record